AUGACUACAUCAAAAUUACACACAACGACUUCUGUUUCGGAGGGAAAGCGGUUACAAGCUUCUGCUUCUUAUAACAACGUAGAUGGCAUACUUCAUUUAGUGAACAAAAAACUAAUAUUUACAGCUAAAGGAUCCAAGAAUCCUAUGAUAAGUGUCCCUUUGAGUGAUUUAAAACAAUUCUUCGUGAGCAAGCCAGACAAGCCAGAUCCAAAACUAAAAAUAAAACUGUUCUCUGAUGUCGAGCAUAUGUUCGUCUUGACCACAUCAAACGCAAAGGAAUCUUUGGGCAAAUUUAAAAUCGAGCUUCAAACGCUCAUUUCAAAACAACGUUCAGGACAUGCAUCAAAUGCAUCAUCGCGUGUGACUUCAGCUGCACCAUCUCCCAAACCAAGAAAUGGUAAUGCGCCAUCUCCAUCAUCUGGUGCGUCAUCACCAGCACUGAGAAAGACGGCACCGACUGCAGAAGAAAUUGCAUUGAGGGUAGAACUGCUGUCAAGAAAUGCGGAGCUUGCCAAAUUACAUCAGGAGCUGGUCGUUGGACGAUUUAUUACAGAAGAGGAUUUUUGGGAAACUAGAAAACACCUAUUACGAGACGAAGCAGCGAAAACCGAACAGAAGAAGGGUCGUUCAUCAACUGUUCCUGAUCUGAAACCUGUAACAGAGGAAGGCGGAGAUGUAAAAAUAAAAAUAACACCGCAGAUAAUUCAUGAUAUUUUUGAACAUUAUCCAUCUGUCAAGAAAGCAUACACAGAAAACGUUCCACAUAAUUUAAAGGAAGAAGAAUUCUGGAAACGCUACUUUCAGUCCAAAUUCUUUCACAGGAAUCGCUCCAAUGCAGAUAGAAUGAAGAACCAGCAGAAGGAUGACAUAUUUGAUAAAUGCUUUGCUGAAGAUGAAGAUGAAUUAGUUCAUGGUCCGAAGAAGAUAAGGCUCGAUCGUUUGAACCGAUUGAUUGAUUUGUCCAUGACUGCUGAGGAUCAUUUGGAGAAUGGAAACGAACCGGAUAUAACAAUGCAACCGGGUACAGGAAAAUCACUGACACUUCUUCGAAAAUUUAAUCGACACGCUGAACGGGUGUUAAAAUCCUCAUUGAGUGAAAAGCCGAUGAAACCCAAGGAUUCACCUUCUGAUUAUACACAGAAAAAAGGGUACAAGGAUGAAAUUAUAAUAGAGGAUCUUGAUGCGGACGAAGUCCAGCCGAGAAUUUUGUUAAAUAUUAAUGAUUCAAGAAGGUAUUUUGAAAGUCAGACAGGAACUUCUCUGAAUGACAUUGGACAGAAUGAACAGUUUCCUACAUCUGCUCUUACAAAUAUGAAAGCUCUUUUUGCAGAUUGGCAUCCCGAUUUACGGAAGCCAAUAAGAAGACCAGUAUCAUCCCAAGUCACGCAAAUGCUCAACAAAUCCAUCAAGGAUAGAAAUAACUUAAACGCACGGCAGCGAAGUUUGGAAAUGAAAAUUCCUCCAGCACUCGAGCAGCAGGUUAUGAACAUUCAUUCAGCUAGUAAGGAAUUUCUUCGACAUUUCUGGUCAACAGUAAACUCCACAGCCCCCGAACGAAUAGAAAAGAAUAAAAGAAUGGUCGAACAAAUAAGGAAAACGCUAGAGCGUAUAGACGAAGUUGCGGAGACGGCAGGUGAAGAUGGCAAGGUUGUACGGCUGAUGUUCAAACACAUGGAAGCUGCAUUACGGAAUGCUCUCGUAGUACGCCAGGCCGCAAGUAUUAAUGGAAAACGGAAACGGGCACAAUAA
This is a messenger RNA of Paraglomus brasilianum, 1749 nucleotides long. Lineage: Eukaryota; Fungi; Glomeromycota; Glomeromycetes; Paraglomerales; Paraglomeraceae. The record is from the annotation of a GenBank genome assembly.